Messenger RNA from Anopheles maculipalpis, 1884 nucleotides. RefSeq lists its product as uncharacterized. Lineage: Eukaryota; Metazoa; Arthropoda; Insecta; Diptera; Culicidae. Gene Ontology annotation, biological process: proteolysis. The transcript has a single exon. Bases 1 to 1884 code for a protein of 627 amino acids. The record is from RefSeq and is a predicted model, not a curated record. Gene Ontology annotation, molecular function: aspartic-type endopeptidase activity.
AUGUCCAGCCCAGACGAGACGCCAAUCAUCGAGGAGCAACGCCGUCUCUCACAAAAUGGGGUCCUGAACGCUAGGUUCAUUCACCUCCAGACAGCGCAACACGUGCCGUCGGAACCGUCACCGCUGCAACAAACACUGCAGCUUCUACAACAGCAAUUGGCUCAACAGCAGCAGUUACUAUCUCAGCUCGUGCAACAGCAACAGCAGCAGCCACCGACCCAUGAUCAACAACAAGUGGCAAAACCGAGCAAUCCAGAAUUAAUACUGGAAGCCCUUGCAGGCAACAUAAGCGAGUUCCGGUAUGAUCCAGAAGCAGGAGUAACGUUCGAAUCGUGGUACACACGGUACGAAGACCUGUUCAAGGAGGAUGCUUCCCGUUUGGAUGACACGGCCAAGGUUCGGCUCCUGGGACGAAAGCUCGGAACCGCCGAACACGCCCGUUUUAGCAAUUUCAUUUUGCCGCGUGCACCGCGUGACCUGUGCUUCAACGAAAUGGUGGAAAAGCUUACCGUCCUGUUCGGCAAAAUGGAGUCAGUGCUCAGCAAGCGGUUCAAGUGCUUCAAUAUUACAAAAACGCGCACCGAGGAUCUGUUGGCAUUUGCUUGCCGAGUAAAUAAAGCGUGCGUCGAUGCGGAAUUUUCUUCGAUGACGGAGGAAGAUUUCAAGUGUCUCAUUCUCGUAUGUGGAUUAAAGGAUGAAAGCGUGCAGGACAUACGAAUGAAAUUGCUAGCCGCCAUCGAGGACAGAAAGAACGCCACGCUGGAGCAGCUUGCAGCGGAUUGCCAACGAUUAACUCGUGUGAAGGCGGAUAGCGCAUUGAUCGCCACGGACGGCAGUGAGCGUGUGCAUGCAGUGCAGGCAAGAAAAAACCACCAGUGGCACCGGAACAGCAACAACGAGCGUCACCCCAAACCAGCCCCCCGAAGUGAAGCCUCUAAGCCUAGCAACCCAUGCUGGCUUUGUGGAGCGCUUCAUUGGAACGGUGACUGCACUUAUCGAACCAACAAGUGUCGAGAUUGUGGACGUAUGGGUCACCGAGAGGGUUUCUGCAAUUCGCCUCACCGACGCAGAGGACGAUCGCGGUUCGGUCAUCGUCGUGCAGUAGCAUCCCGGGUAGUGCGAGUAAACGUGUGCAGCGUAAAACAGAAGCGGAAAUUCGUCAGCAUCUUCAUCGGAGGAAAGCCGGCUCGACUACAACUGGACACAGGGUCAGACAUCACUGUCAUCAGCCAACAUUUAUGGAAGCAGUUGGGUAAGCCUCACCUCAGUCCACCCAAGGUAAGAGUGAAAGCAGCUAGUGGUGAAGUUUUCGGUCUUGAAGGUGAGUUCAACGCCAACGUGACUCUCAAUAACGUAAUCAAGCGAGCCACAAUCCGCGUAUCCAAGGCGGAUCUGUCGUUAUUCGGGGCGGAUUUAAUUCAUCUUUUCGGCUUGGGAACUGUACCGAUGGACAACUACUGCAACCACAUAGGAACAGCGGAACCACAGUCAUGGGAGGACAAAUUUCCAACGGUUUUUAGCGGAACGGGCCUGUGCACCAAGGCACAAAUUCAUUUACAGCUGCGACAGGAUAGCAGACCUGUUUUUCGACCGAAACGUCCGGUCGCAUACGCGAUGGAAGAUGCUGUCAACAAGGAACUAGAACGACUUGAGAGCCUGGGGAUCAUCACCCCAUGUGACUAUUCGGAUUGGGCAGCACCAGUCGUUGUCGUUCGGGAAGCGAACGGGAAAAUAAGGCUAUGUGGAGACUACAGCACCGGACUGAAUGCAGCACUACACCCACAAGAGUACCCACUCCCAUUACCACAAGACAUUUUUUCCAAGUUAGCCCGUUGCGUAACAUUUACUCAGAUUGACCUAUCUGAUGCAUUCUUGCAGGUGUAA